CCGAAGCUUCGCAAGCCGCCAACUCGCUCUCCGCUUCUGCCUACCAUCGUCGUUUCAAGACUCGAGUUUCUCUCACCAGGCCGCAGCAUCUUGUACUCGCGUUUGCUGGAUAAUGGCGACAGCGCUCACAGCGACUUGCAUACCCUGAUCUCGACCCCACGUCGCAGCGGCUUAAACGACUCCGCCCCGCCACAGUUGCCCCAGAGCUCGUCGUCGUCCAGGCACAGCUAGAGCACACUCAGACGAUCUUGAGAGAACCCAAGGCCACGACCACAGCCGCGCACCGCCUGCAGAACCGUAUUCACAUAUAGACAGCACCGCACAAAAGAGCCGCCGUCAUGUGGAACGACGAAGACAACAAUCCUUACGGAACCAGCUUCGAUCGCCGGGAUUCACAGACCUCGUCGUCGGCGAUUCCGAGCUCGCCGACAUCAAGAGACUAUGGCGUUUUUGAGGCUUCUCAUACCCCUUCAACUGGGAGCGACGUUGGCCAGUCACCACGUCCGCCAUUCAGCCAUGGUAUUGGCCAAGUCGACGAUGAAGACGUCCUGAGGGAGGACACUCCUCCGCGGCGGAGGCCAGGCGGAUAUAACAGCCGUAUCGAGCAGAUCCUCUAUGAGAACCCGAACAUGCCAAUUAUGAUUACAGAUGCGGGCAAAAGCGUUGAAAGUGGAGGGAGAUAUAUUGUGUACACUAUCAAAACCGGAGAUUUAGAGGUUCGUCGUCGUUACUCUGAGUUCGCUUCGCUCAGAGAUGCGUUGACCCGUCUUCACCCGACUCUCGUCAUCCCUCCCAUUCCAGAGAAGCAUACUAUGGCCGACUACGCUGCGAAUCCCACGAGUGCGAAGCAAGAUCAGCAAAUUAUCGAUCUACGAAAGCGCAUGUUAAUGGUCUUUUUGAAUCGCUGUCGCCGAAUGGACGCCGUUAGAGAAGACGGAGUUUGGUGGAGGUUUCUUGAUCCAAACUCAAGCUGGAGCGAGGUUCUGCAUGCUCACCCGGUUGCUUCUAUUCCCAAGGUUAUCCUGAAAGCACCGCCAUUGGACACCGCGAACCCAACACUUGCUCACAGCUUUCUUCCGGUCCCAUCGAGCUCAUCGAAGCUCAAGACUUCAGCAGGCACGGGCGCCGACCUAAAUGCUUCUGUCAUCCAGGGUGCUGCGCAUGCGAUCGAACGCUUCCCAGCAGAUGCAUCCAAUCUCAGUGAGCAGGAGCUCGACCCGUAUUUCAUUUCUUAUGAGGCGUCGAUUAAGGAGCUGGAACAGCUUUUAACAGGCCCUAUGGAGAAGGUCAAUCGCCGAACUCUUAGUCAUUUAUCGUCACUAGCGGCAGACCUUUGCGAACUGGGGUCAAGAUACAACGCUUUUGCUCUUUCUGAGCAAGCCCCGUCCCUAGGACCAGCCAUUGAACGGAUCGGUCAAGCCGCUGAUGCGUCGUAUAUUGCGACUGAAGAACUUUCAGGCACUUUGGGCGCAAGUUUUGCAGAACCAAUGAGAGAGAAUGCCCAGUUUGCAGGUGUCGUUAGAAGCGUCUUGCGGUAUAGAGUCCUCAAGCGUGUGCAGCAAGAUAUGACAACUGAGGAGCUCAACAAGAAAAGAGCCCUGUUGGACCAACUUGAGCGCAGUGAAGCAGAAGCGAGGCGCAUUGAACAGUAUCUUUCAAGCAGUCAGCAAAUCUCUCCCCCUCCUAAGCGGUCGGCAAGUCUUAGAGAGCCCCCGACACAGCAUCGACGCGAUGGAAGCCAAGAGGACACCGAAUCCAUAGAUUCCGACUUCCCACCCACUCAUGGCGAUUUUCCGUCAGUGCCCCCGUCUGUAAACCAAGGCGUUCCCGAGAGAAGUACGACGAGCAUAACACACCGAAAGAUGCCCAGCACCAACUCUAUAACAAACAAGAUAUUUGGUCCGAUCCGCCACGCAGUGCAGGGAGUCGUUGACGUGGACCCCGAGCGAACCCGCCGAGAUACUAUAGGAAAGACGCGUGAGUCUAUAGGGCAGCUAGAACAAGCGCAAGUAGCUUCCGAAAGGGAUGUCAAGGAUGCCAGCGCGAGUGUGCUUAGCGACUUGAAACGGUUCCAGAAAGACAAGGAAGAUGAUUUGAGGCGAUACAUGCCCAACAAAACGGAUGGGCCCAUAGGGUCAAUUGACGAACCCGGCAUCAAGGCCGAGGGCCAGCUUCUGCAUACUAUGCGCCGAGAAGUUGCAGAGCUGCUGGGUAGACAACAGACCAGCUUUCCGGGCGCGCAACCUGUCAGUUUUGCCAGACAACAUCUGGACGAAUUGACCAAACAAGACUACUACGUAUGCGAGAAAUCCGAUGGAAUCCGCUACCUUCUUUACUUGACCGAGGAUGAGAACCAGACAGAGGCGCACUACUUGAUUGAUCGCAAGAAUGAUUAUUGGUAUAUCACCAAUAAGAGCCUGCAUUUCCCGCGCGAGACGGACGUCAGUGCUUUUCACACAGCAACGCUUGUUGACGGCGAACUAGUAUGGGAUAAACGAGCUGAUGGAGUAAUGGAGCCUCGAUUCCUCGUUUUCGACUGUCUCGUGAUGGAUGGCAACAAACUUAUGGAUCGAUCUCUUGAUAAACGGCUGGCUUAUUUUAGAGAGAGACUGUAUACGCCGUAUAAAAAGAUGUUCAAGGAUUACCCUGACGAGCUACAAUACCAACCUUUCUACAUGGAAAUGAAGCCGUUUCAACUCGGCUACGGCAUUGAGAUGAUGUUCAAGCAGAUUCUCCCAGAACUAAAGCACGGAAACGAUGGCCUUAUUUUCACAUGCCGGAAUACGCCUUACAAGCACGGUACUGAUCCGCACAUUCUUAAGUGGAAGCCACCAGAAGAAAAUACCAUUGACCUACGGAUGAGACUUACUUUCCCGACUGUUGAGCCGGAUGAAUGGGAACGCAAAGAAGGUAUUACAGAACCCUUUAUCGACUAUGACAGCGUACCGAAAGCAGAUCUCUUCGUUUUCAAGGGCGACGGUCCGGAAAAAUAUGCCCGCUUCGAUGACCUUUACCUUACGGAAGAGGAGUGGGAGACGUUGAAAGGCUUGAACGACCCAUUGAACGACCGCAUUGUGGAAUGUAACCAAGAUGACCAAAGAAGAUGGCGUCUUCUGCGCUUCAGAGACGAUAAAAACGAAGCAAACCAUACGAGUACAGUUUCAAGCGUCCUGGACAGCAUCAAAGACCGCGUUUCAGUAAAAGACCUCUAUGACGCCGCUGGUCGGAUCAGAGAAAGCUGGAAGGCCAGACAAGCACGAGAAAAUGCGCGUGGGCAGCGUUAGAAAGACAUAGCUCACUUCAGUGGUUUCAAGGAGAAUGCUCUUUUUGAGGGUCGGAAUCGCCCUUUUGCUCAGGCUUUGCUUGGACGAGGGCACAAGGAAAGAGGUUUUAGCUUUGGGACGAAGGGUAUAUAUACCUGAGUUGUUGUUAAUACUAAUUGGGUAUGAUAGCAUUUGGAGUCGUAGGAGCAGCCUCUUUGGGACAAGAUGGAGGCGUUUGGACCAGGCUUUUUCUUCUUUUGAUGAUGGAUACGGUAUUGUUUCUUCGAUUGCUCUCAAUUCGAGAUAUCAUUUAGUUUACUGGGUUAUGGAUCAUCUUCUUACGGGACCCUACAUUUUCUGAAACCCAGAGCCUUUGCGAUUAUAUAACCUGUGAUUCCCAACUGCCUAAAAUUGUUCUGAAAAAUUAAACAAAGCGUC
Molecule: messenger RNA, 3701 nt
Organism: Trichoderma asperellum CBS 433.97
Lineage: Eukaryota; Fungi; Ascomycota; Sordariomycetes; Hypocreales; Hypocreaceae
Source: RefSeq, a predicted model, not a curated record